Messenger RNA from Saccharomycodes ludwigii, 3534 nucleotides. RefSeq names its product GTPase BMS1 (gene BMS1). Gene Ontology annotation, molecular function: GTP binding; U3 snoRNA binding; ATP hydrolysis activity. Gene Ontology annotation, biological process: maturation of SSU-rRNA from tricistronic rRNA transcript (SSU-rRNA, 5.8S rRNA, LSU-rRNA); ribosome biogenesis; endonucleolytic cleavage of tricistronic rRNA transcript (SSU-rRNA, 5.8S rRNA, LSU-rRNA). NCBI's taxonomy places the organism in Eukaryota, Fungi, Ascomycota, Saccharomycetes, Saccharomycodales, Saccharomycodaceae. The transcript has a single exon. The record is from RefSeq and is a predicted model, not a curated record. The coding region runs from base 1 to 3534 and encodes 1177 amino acids. Gene Ontology annotation, cellular component: nucleus; 90S preribosome.
AUGGCUUUACCAGCCCAGCAACAGAGUCAUAAAGAACAUCGUAAGAAAAAAGAUGACAAGAAAACAGCUAAAAAAAAAUUGCAUUCUCAAGGCUUUAAUGUAAAAGCUUUUGCAGUUAGUGCCCCCGGUAAGCUAGCAAAACAGCUUCAAAGAACUAGUGACAAAAAUGAACGUAAAUUACAUGUUCCCAUGGUCGAUCGUACACCAGAAAACGAUCCACCACCAAUCAUAGUUUCUGUUGUUGGUCCACCAGGAACUGGUAAGACUACUCUAAUAAAAUCCUUAGUUAGAAGAUUAACUAAAACGUCUUUGACAGAAAUCAAUGGCCCUAUUACAGUUGUUAGUGGGAAAAAAAGAAGACUAACUUUUAUUGAAUGUCCAAGUGACGAUUUGAACUCUAUGAUUGAUAUUUCUAAAGUCUCAGAUUUGGUUCUAUUGAUGAUUGAUGGUAAUUUUGGAUUUGAAAUGGAAACCAUGGAGUUUUUAAAUUUUUGUCAACAUCACGGUAUGCCUAAAGUUUUAGGGAUCGCUACCCAUUUGGAUUUAUUCAAAAAACAAUCCACAUUAAGGGCCACUAAAAAAAAAUUAAAACACAGAUUUUGGACAGAAGUCUAUCAAGGUGCCAAGCUAUUUUAUUUAAGCGGUGUCAUUAACGGCAGAUAUCCUGAUAGAGAAAUUUUGAACUUAUCUAGAUUUAUUUCAGUAAUGAAAUUUAGGCCAUUGAAAUGGAGAAAUGAACACCCGUACAUGCUGGUUGACAGAGUCACAGAUUUGACUCAUCCAGAAAUCAUUGAAACAAAAGGUGUUCAAGUUGAUCGUAAAGUUGCAUUAUACGGUUACUUGCAUGGAACUGCAUUGCCAUCCUUUAAAGGUUUUAAGGUUCAUUUAUGUGGUGUAGGGGACUUUGCAAUUGAUAAUGUUGAAAAAUUACCAGACCCAUGUCCCACACCUUAUUUUCAACAGAAACUUGAUGAGUACGAACGUGAAUUGGUUAAACAGCAAGAAGGUGCUGCAAGUGUCUCAAAAAUUCCACGUCGUAGAAAAAGGUUGGAUGAUAAUCAAAAAAUAAUUUAUGCACCAAUGAGUGAUGUUGGUGGCGUUUUAGUUGACAAAGAUGCCGUGUAUAUUGAUGUGGGUAAGAAUGGUCCAAGUUUUGUCCCCGGUGAAGAAAGGGGAGAAGGAGAAAAAUUGGUUACCAACCUACAAAACGUCGACAAAACUUUAAAUGAUCAAUUCGAAGGUGUUGGUUUGCAAUUGUUUUCCAAUUCCAAAGAAUUGCACGCGGUUGAGGAACAGCAGCAAAAUGAAGAGUUAGAAGAUGGUGAUUCCGGUAGAAAAACUUUAAGAAACCCAAGGAUAUAUGGGAAACCAAUUCAAGAUGAAGAUGAGGUUUCCAAUGCUUAUGAAGAAGAAUAUGAUGAGGAUGAUGUUGAACCGCCCGAAAAGAUUGAAAUUGAUUUUGAUGGGAGUUUAAAUAAAAGCAAUAUAGAAAGUGAUAGUGCUUUUGAACUAAGCAAUACUGAAACUUGGGAGCAGUCAACUGCUGAUAAACUAAACGGUGCAGUUAAUUACAAAAAGAAAUGGGAUAUUGGAAAAUUGAUUUACAUGGACAAUAUUUCACCAGAAGAUUGUAUUAAAAGGUGGAGAGGUGAAGAAGAAGAAGAAGAGGAAGUUAUAGAUAGGGACAAUCAGGAUGAUUUUUUUAUUAAAAAACAACAACCUAACAACUUGGAUGAUAAAAACACCAUUAGUCCAAAUAGAAAAGCUCACUCUGAUGAUUUGGAAAACUUUGUUCCCUAUUUUGAUACAAUGGAAAAUUUAAUUAGUAAGUGGAGUAAAAGUGCUAGUUUCAAAGAUCUACAAAAAAGAUUUAUUAUUGCACCAAAAAUUGCUACUAAUGAGGAGGAGGAAGAAGAUGAUGAUAAUGAAAUAGAGGAUGACGUAGAAGAUGAAGUUUACGAUGAUUUCGAAGAUUUAGAAGUCACUAGUGAUAGUAAUGGUAAGCAACAAGAAACAUACGAUUCUGAAAACGAUUCAUUUGCCAAUUUUGAUGACGAAGAAGCGGAGGAAAGAGAUUCAUCAAUUGAUGAACUUAAUGAAGAGCAAUUGAGUGUUGAACAACAGAGGGAAAUUAAUGCAGCUAAAAAGGAAAAGCUUCGUUUACAAUUUGAAAUGGAAGAAGGCGACAAUUUUAAAGACGAUGAUCCUAAUAAUGAAUAUGAUACGUGGUACGAAUUACAAAAAGCCAAGAUUGCUAAACAGCUGGAAAUUAACAAUACUAUAUUAGAUACCAUGACACCGGAACAAAGACAAGCCAUCGAGGGUUAUAAGCCGGGCACUUAUGUACGUAUUGUUUUCGACAAUGUUCCGAUGGAAUUUGUAAAUAACUUUGAUCCUAAGUUCCCCGUGGUCCUAGGUGGUUUAUUACCAACAGAGUUAAAAUUUGGUAUAAUGAAUGCCAGACUGAGGAAGCAUCGUUGGCACAAAAAGAUUUUGAAAACUAACGAUCCAUUGGUUGUUUCUUUGGGUUGGAGAAGAUUUCAAACGUUACCAAUAUAUACUACAAGUGAUAGUAGAACAAGAACUAGAAUGUUGAAAUACACUCCUGAACACGCAUAUUGUCAAGCAAGUUUCUAUGGACCAUUGUGUUCGCCAAAUACAACGUUUUGUGCAGUUCAGAUUGUUGCUAAUAGCGACACAACAAAUAAUUUUAGAAUUGCCGCCACUGGUAUCAUUGAAGAAAUUGAUGCCAAUGUGGAAAUUGUUAAAAAAUUGAAAUUGGUUGGUUAUCCGUAUAAAAUUUUUAGAAACACUGCUUUCAUCAAAGACAUGUUCAACAGUGCCAUGGAAGUUGCUCGUUUUGAAGGUGCACAAAUUAAAACUGUCAGUGGUAUUAGAGGUGAAAUUAAAAGGGCAUUGAGUUCUCCAGACGGAUGCUUUAGAGCUACCUUCGAGGACAAAAUUCUAUUGAGUGAUAUUGUUAUGUUGAGGACAUGGUAUCCAGUUGUUGUCAAACGAUUUUAUAAUCCGGUCACUUCUAUGUUAUUAAAAAAUAAGAACGAAUGGAAGGGAAUGAGAUUAACUGGUAAAAUUAGAGCUGAUAUGAAUAUCGAGACUCCUAUGAAUUCGGACAGUGCAUACAAAAAAGUGGAAAGAGUGGAAAGACACUUUAACGGUUUGAAAGUCCCUAAGAGUAUUCAAAGAGACUUGCCCUUCAAAUCACAAAUUCACCAAAUGAAACCACAAAGGAAAAAAACAUAUAUGGCUAAAAGAGCAGUUGUUUUAGGUGGUGAAGAAAAAAAGGCACGUUCCUUUAUGCAAAAAGUCUUUACUAUUGCUAAGGACAAAGAAGCCAAAAGAAAGGCCAAGAAACAAGAACAAAAUGUAGAAAGAUUGAAAAGAAGAUCCAAAGCUGACGCACAGCAAAGAGAAAAGGACAAGGAAAAGAAGAAAAAGUAUUUCUCAAAGACAGGCGGGAAAAGAUCAAAUGAAGACGAUGGACAAUCGGCCGGAGGUAAUAAGAGAAGAAAGUGA